Messenger RNA from Odocoileus virginianus texanus, 2362 nucleotides. The record is from RefSeq and is a predicted model, not a curated record. NCBI's taxonomy places the organism in Eukaryota, Metazoa, Chordata, Mammalia, Artiodactyla, Cervidae.
GGGGAGCUAGUCACUCAGCCAGCAGCCCCUCCUUUCUUGCCCUAGUCUCCAGUCCUCCAGUAUUCACAGGUGAGCUCCCCAACGGCCACCGUUCAGGAUGGAGGCCAUCAAGAAAAAGAUGCAGAUGCUGAAGCUGGACAAGGAGAAUGCUCUGGAUCGGGCAGAGCAAGCAGAAGCUGAGCAGAAGCAGGCAGAAGAAAGAAGUAAGCAGCUGGAAGAUGAGCUGGCAGCCAUGCAGAAGAAGCUGAAAGGGACAGAGGAUGAGCUGGACAAGUAUUCUGAAGCUUUGAAGGAUGCCCAGGAGAAGCUGGAGCUGGCAGAGAAGAAAGCAGCUGAUGCUGAGGCUGAGGUGGCCUCCUUGAACCGUAGGAUCCAGCUGGUUGAAGAGGAGCUGGACCGAGCUCAAGAGCGCCUGGCCACUGCCCUGCAAAAGCUGGAGGAAGCUGAGAAAGCUGCUGAUGAGAGCGAGAGAGGUAUGAAGGUUAUUGAAAACCGAGCCUUAAAAGAUGAAGAAAAAAUGGAACUCCAGGAAAUCCAACUCAAAGAAGCUAAGCACAUUGCAGAAGAGGCAGACCGGAAGUAUGAAGAGGUGGCUCGUAAGUUGGUGAUUAUUGAGGGAGACUUGGAACGCACAGAGGAGCGGGCCGAGCUGGCAGAGUCUAAGUGUUCUGAGCUGGAGGAGGAGCUGAAGAAUGUCACCAACAACCUCAAGUCUCUUGAGGCUCAGGCGGAGAAGUACUCUCAAAAAGAAGACAAAUAUGAGGAAGAGAUAAAGAUUCUUACCGAUAAACUCAAGGAGGCAGAGACACGUGCUGAGUUUGCUGAGAGAUCGGUAGCCAAGCUGGAAAAGACAAUUGACGAUUUGGAAGAUGAGCUCUAUGCCCAGAAACUGAAGUACAAGGCCAUUAGCGAGGAGCUGGACCACGCCCUCAAUGACAUGACCUCUAUAUAAUUAUCACCGUUUCUGCUCUGUUCUGGAUCUACCCCUUUCCUCGGGGAACCCAACGCCCCACUCUCGCUCUGGAUUCCAUUUGGGUCAGCCUGGCUGAUCCCCAAGGCAUUAAGAUGGGCGGGGGGGGAGGUGGCCACAAAACAACUUAUGUAUUCUCUUCCACCCCUCACCCCAAAUUAAAAUGUUAAGCUGCCGGAAGCCUCAUGCCACCCUGCAUUUGUGUCAUUGACAAAGCUGCUGCUGUCCCUAAAAAGGAGCCUUGGGGGUGUGAUGUGGGGCGCAGCUAUUGUAGGCUCUCCCUUCUCUGACUUAUAUAAUCAAAGCCACUUUUGUGUGUGUCUAUUUUUUCUUGACAUUUAAAUUCAACUGAUCUAUCAGAGUGGUGGACUAGGAGAGGUUCCUUAGAAUAGGAGCUCUAGUUUGACACUCAAGCUGAGUGAAAUUAUCCAAGUCCUUUACUUCCAGGUUCUUAAAUCAUCCUAUCUGGAAUGUUUGUCUUCUCCUUAGGUUCUUCUUUUAGAGACCACUGAAGUACCUCUCAAUAUAUCCUCUCUACCCUUUUACCAGUGGUUCAUCCUCAGAAUACACGGUGGACCCAAAUAUGUGACUGCUGAAAUUGACUAAGUAUAUUGCCACAAGUCAGAGAAAGUACAUAAUAGGUAGAAUUUCCAGCAGUUAUAAACCUUUCUUACAUAUUUGAGGCUCACUACUAUUUGCCUGCUAGUAUAUGCUAGUGGAAUGUAAGUGAUAAAUGAUUGUUACUAGAAAAAUGAAAACAAUCAGUCAUGCAUAUUUCAAAUGUUAUACACAGGUACCAUGUUUUUUAGUACAUGCAUAAAUAUGGUAAAUUGCUUCUAGUAGGAUUGUUCCUAAAUUCAUGUUGUGGAAUUAAAUAUCAACCUUCCGGAAAUUCCUUUGCUGAUUUACAUAGCAGAGAUAGUUUAAUCUGGGUAGUGUAAUCAUUGAUUAUACUUAUCUAAGCACUUAAGUGUAAUCCACUUAGUACUUCAGUUUCUCAGCACAGUAUAUAUUUAAAAUUUGGCUUUCUUUUAAACAGAUAUGGCCAGGUAUAGAGGUUUUCUCUAAUUUAAAACGUUAGGUCCCAUUAAAUUCAGUUUUCUUUCUGUCUAUACCAUUUCUUUUUGCCAUACAGCCUUUGUGAUUAAGGUACAGAUUAUUACUAGUUUGGGCACAGGGUAUUAAGAUGGAGGCAUCUUCCUUACUCUCAGGUUGCUCAUAAUCUAGUAGGACAGAAAAUAUAUGUAUAAAACUAAAGAUGAUGUGUGAUGAGUACCCCAAAUAAUCAAGUACCCUCAAGAGGGAGGAAGAGGUUGAUUGCAGUGUUGAUGAUAAGAGAAGUGUCAUGAUAGGAGGCACAUACAAGUUACUUAAUAAACAUGUUGAAACUUU